AUGUGUGAGGGUUUACAGCGACGGGCCCGUCGCAUGCAAGAAAAUAUACAGCAGUCUGUGGGAUUGUCUGGGAAGAAAGACGAGCUUCAAAGUAUAAGUCAUAUUGAGCAGCGAAAUCAGAAAAUAAUUUCAGCCAUUAAAAACACGCGGCAAAACUUACAGAGUUAUAUUAGAAGUGUCAACAGAGAAGAGACCAUCGAUAAACGCAAGAGACGGUUGGAUGAAUUUGGUUUGUGGCAACAGUUGCUUACAGAUGCAAAGGAACUGGAAAAUGUUUAUCCACGUACAGAGCCAUCUGUACUUGCUGAUAUAAUGAAGCUCUUUGCAGAUGCUGUUGGUGUAAUUCUUGAAGAACGAGUGCUGACAGAUCAGCUGAUAGAGAAAGGUGUUUUGGAUGCUUUGGGAAAAUAUGUAGAUGACGAUAAAGCAUUAUCGAAAGCAAAAGAGAAGUUAACACGUACUGCUGUCGAUGUUGAAGUUAGCAGAAAACGAAAACUAGGAAAUCAUGACGAAUCUAAAGCUCAGGAAAUACAGGAUGAAUAUGAUGCGUUGCAGUUGAAAUUAGAGUAUUACAAGGACAAUAUCUUUACUGACAUUUUUUUACUGCUGUCAAGAGAAGCCGAGAUUGCGGGUGUUUAUAAAGAAUUGAUCAUUGCUCAAAUGGAAUAUCAUCGGACAGCACUGCAAAAGCUUGAGAACAUUCUCCCAGAAGUUGAUCGAAAAAUUGCUUCAUAUCCGAAGCGGCCUGUAUUUGGUUGUCAUCUAGAAGAUCAUUUGCGGUGUUCUAAUCGUUCAGUCGCAUUAGUGCUUGAAGUCUGCUGCUCGAUUUUGAAAUACCAGGGCUUUCAAGAAAAGGGCCUUUUUCGAGUCAGUGGUAACAAUAACCGCAUUAAACGCUUUAAAGCAGCUUUUGAUGCUCAUCAAAUAAAUAAUAGUUCGCUAGAAAUCACUGAAUAUAUUAGUGAUCCUCAUUCUGUUUGUUCAGUCCUAAAAUGUUACCUUCGCGAGCUUCCUGAACCAUUAAUGACGCAUUCGCUUCAUUCUGAAUGGGUCAAAAUUGCCAAGAAGGAUCCAGAUUUUCGAAAGGAAGCAAUAUAUCGACUACUUCCUUCUCUUCCUGAGGCAAAUCUAUACAAUCUGGCAUACCUUAUCAAAUUUCUGCAAUUGAUGUUAAAUUUUGAAGAACACACAAAAAUGGGUGUGGGUAAUUUAUCGAUUGUGUUCGGUCCAAAUUUGAUUGAUGGUGGCAGUGGUGCUGAAUCAGAAAAUAUACUUGGUUCAAAAUUGGUCGAGACAUUAAUUCUUAAUGCCGAUUUUUUCUUCCCAAACUAUGAUUUCAAUUAUACCUCACCAAUGCUUGACACUUUACCGCAGAAAAAGCUAAAUGGUACUAAGGUUUUAAGCGAUAGAGAUCACAUAGUUAUACGUGGAAAUCAAAGAGAAUAUCCCGUUGAACGGCACUCACAAAAUAGUCUUAAGACUAAAAAUGCUUCGCACUUACGGUCGACUACUUCAUCAGUACAAUCAUCAACAACUACGUCCACUUUACGCACCCGACCUAAAUGGCCAGCUCCUCCUCCACCAUGUCCAAGUCAUACAAACAGCAACAAUAAUAAUUGUGCACCUAAUAUUUCAAAUCCUUGUAGGAAUAAUUGUAAUAAUAGUGUGGAGGAUAUUUCAUCUAGUUUAGAGAAUCUGAGUAAUAUCAUCAGCAAAAGCCCAUCAGUAGCAUCCAAUGAUUCGAUGGCUGAAUAUGGUUCUCCAACAAAUGUUAAAGUUUGCGAUGAUUUUUCUGCGCAACAGCAAGUGACUCAAUCUUAUCAUGAAUCAGAUCGACCUACUCGCCCACCACCACCUCGGAAUGUGCGACGAUCAUCUACGCCAGAUGAAGGACUUCAGACACCCUUGCUUGAUUCAGCUGACCAGUGUGGUUCAUAUGACUUUCUUAAAAGUUUGCAUUAUAAUUCAUCAUUAAAUCUAACUAGUGCUCAGAAUUCAGCUGAUAUUAUUCAGAAAUCGGCUCCACUCGCAAUUAUGAAAGAUAAUCGUACUGUGGUACAUUUGGACACCGAAGUAUCUCAUCAAUAUAGUGCUUCCACAUCUGCUUUUGAAAGCUCUAAUGCAUUACCAAAACCGCCCUUGCCAUAUAAGCCAAAAUUAAUAAUUGAUUUACAGAAGCCAAAUGAGACUACGAAGCUUUAG
This is a messenger RNA of Thelazia callipaeda (thelaziosis nematode), 2202 nucleotides long. Lineage: Eukaryota; Metazoa; Nematoda; Chromadorea; Rhabditida; Thelaziidae. The record is from the annotation of a GenBank genome assembly.